Messenger RNA from Pneumocystis murina B123, 1026 nucleotides. RefSeq lists its product as hypothetical. Gene Ontology annotation, molecular function: RNA binding. The record is from RefSeq and is a predicted model, not a curated record. Gene Ontology annotation, biological process: endonucleolytic cleavage in ITS1 to separate SSU-rRNA from 5.8S rRNA and LSU-rRNA from tricistronic rRNA transcript (SSU-rRNA, 5.8S rRNA, LSU-rRNA); endonucleolytic cleavage to generate mature 5'-end of SSU-rRNA from (SSU-rRNA, 5.8S rRNA, LSU-rRNA); endonucleolytic cleavage in 5'-ETS of tricistronic rRNA transcript (SSU-rRNA, 5.8S rRNA, LSU-rRNA). Gene Ontology annotation, cellular component: nucleolus. The transcript is spliced from 4 exons. Bases 72 to 851 code for a protein of 259 amino acids. NCBI's taxonomy places the organism in Eukaryota, Fungi, Ascomycota, Pneumocystomycetes, Pneumocystales, Pneumocystaceae.
AAAAAUAAAAAUAUAAAAAUAUAAUAUAAAUAAGUAAUUCAAAUAGUCGAGAUAUUCCUAUAAUUCUCAAUAUGAAUUCAAGAAAUAAAACUAAUAAUUCCGACUCUUUAAAUAAUAGCAAAAAAUCAAAUAUAAAAUCUACUAUAGAUAUAGAUAACACUUUAUCAAAAACUAAUAAAGAAGCUAUAGAAACAAUAUUAUUUUGUGGAAAAACAUUAACAAAAAAAGUUCUUGACGCUUCAGAAAAAUCGAAAAUAUCUGGAAUAGUAUAUCUUAGUAAAAUACCACCAUUUAUGAAACCAGAAACAAUUAGACGUCUUCUUUCACAAUAUGGAGAAAUAGGAAGAAUUUUUUUAGCACCAGAAGAUUAUAAAAGUUAUAUAAAACGAAUUAGAUAUAAAGGAAACAAAAAAAAGAAAUAUACUGAAGGAUGGGUUGAGUUUAAAGAAAAAAAAAAGGCAAAAUUAGCCGCCGAUACAUUGAAUACAACAAUUAUUGGAGGAAAAACAAGUACAUAUUAUCACGAUGAUAUAUGGAAUAUAAAAUAUUUACCCAAAUUCAAAUGGAGCCAUUUACAAGAACAAAUUGCAUCUAAAAGUGCUUCUCAAGCAUCGAAAUUAAGAGCAGAAAUUUCUCGCACAAAACGGGAAAAUCAAAAUUAUAUAAAAAACUAUGAACAUGGUAAAAUGAUUGAAAACAUAAAGAACAAGAAACGAAAAACCAAUGAAGAUAUAUCAUCUAAUUCAGAAAAAAGAACUAAAUACAAAUUUAAACAACGAGAAGCUAUAAUUAAUAACAUAUCCACAGAUAUAAAAAACGAAAUAAACAAAGUAUUAGAUAAGAUUUUCUAAUAAAUAACUAUUAAACAUAAAAUAUUUUACAUUUCUUCAGAAGAAAUAUUCAUUUCCUCAAUUUCAUCAAUCUUGAAUUUAUUAUUUAUUUUAUUUGAAAUAAAUUAAAAUACUUACUAAUUCAUUAACGUCUAUUUCAGGAAAUUCAUCACUACUUUCCGUUUCAUCUUCGAUG